AUGGGAAAGUUUAUCGUGGGACCGAUAUCCGAUCGAGCAACUUGUGUUUCGGAUAAAUGGCGUUUGGUGCUCUUCGCCACUAGUUCCUAUGGAGUUAUGGGGCUAUCAUUCCUUUCCCUUGUAUUUGUGAAGACUCCCGCUCUGGCUCAGACAGCUUACACACUUGCUAUAGUUGCCAGUGGUUGGAACGCAGUUGGUACUUUGAAAGGCGCUCAAAUGGUGGCUAGACAGCAUGUUCAUAUUGUAAUGGCGGUAACCUCAUUUCUGCUCUGUGUCACAGUUCUUCUUAUACCGGUCGCUGUCAAUGCAGUGUGUCCAGAUAAUACACCAGAACAGUGGUCGCGCUUGUUUUUCGGAAUAAGUGUAAUAGUCAUUGCGUCCGUUAUACCUUUCGUAUUUCUCGCCCGAAGUGAUCCAGCACCUUGGACAGGAAAUAAGUGGUCGCGCUUGUUUUUCGGAAUAAGUGUAAUAGUCAUUGCGUCCGUUAUACCUUUCGUAUUUCUCGCCCGGAGCGAUCCAGCACCUUGGACAGGAAAUAAGAUUCAUGCGCCACCAGAAAAGAUCAGCAUAGAAAGGAGAGAAGAUAUGAAGAGCGACUCCACGCAACAAAGUUAA
Messenger RNA from Haemonchus placei, 615 nucleotides. NCBI's taxonomy places the organism in Eukaryota, Metazoa, Nematoda, Chromadorea, Rhabditida, Trichostrongylidae. The record is from the annotation of a GenBank genome assembly.